CCCCUGCUUGACAACCAGCACGCCUGGCGUUCGUCUCCCAGCAACCAGUCGGUCCGCCGCUCCGUCCUGCUACAGGCGGUCCGGACUUGCAGCGUCCCGGAGUGACAGUUACCUCUACACCCAGGCUUCCAUGGAACCGGACUGGGACUGAGCCGAGGUGUCGCCAUGAACGACCGGUAUCACCGGGCGGCCCGGGACGGCUUCCUGGACGUGCUGAAGGAGGCCACACGGAAGGAUCUAAACGCCCCGGAUGAGGAUGGGAUGACACCGACCUUAUGGGCCGCUUACCACGGCAACCUGGAGGCGCUCCGGCUCAUCGUGAGCAGAGGGACCCGGCCGUGUGGGAGGAGGGAAAACAGGAAGAGGAGGAGAGUUUACAGCAGAUUAACACGGGUCACCGCAGCAGCUGCAGGAGAGGUGACCCGGACAAAUGCGACAUUUGGGGGAACACGCCGCUCCACCUGGCAGCUGCCAACGGCCACCACAACUGCCUGUCCUUCCUGGUGGCUUUCGGUGCCAACGUCUGGUGUCUCGACAAUGACUACCACACACCGCUGGACAUGGCUGCCACCAAGGGCCACAUGGACUGCGUUCGCUACCUGGACUCCAUCGCCGCCAAGCAGAUUACCAUCAAUCCAAAACUGGUCAGCAAGCUCAAGGAUCGGGCAUUUCGUGCCGCGGAGCGCCGGAUCAAAGAGUGCGCAAAGCUGCAGAAGAAACACCAUGAACGCAUGUCAAGGAAGUUCAUGAAGGAGUCUGCGGCCUUAGACAACUUGGACGCUAUUAGCUUUUCUAGCUACACCAGCAGCAGCACUCUGAGCCGCAAGUUCAACACUGUCACCUCCAACAUGCCAUACUCACAGGCCACCCUGCAUUCGACAGCCAAGGGCAAGGCCAAGAUACAGAAGAAGCUCGAGAAAAAGAAGCAGGUUGACGGUACGUUCAAGAUCUACGAGGAUGGGAGGAAAAGCGUGCGCUCGCUGUCUGGCCUGCAGCUCGGCAAUGACGUGAUGUUCCUCAAACAAGGCACCUACACCAACCCCAGAGAGCGGUCGCGGCUCAACAUCCGUGAUAUGUUUCCCCGUGACAUUGACGACGAUGCUGACACCAUCUCCCGUGCCACGAGUGACCCGGGCCUCCACGAGGCGGCUUAUUCCGAGAUCAGCGCAGACUCCGGGCGUGAUUCGCUGUUCACUCGGCCCGGGCUUGGGACCAUGGUUUUCAGGAGGAACUAUAUGAGCGGAGGCAUGUUUGGAAUUGGGGUAGAGGAGAGCGUUGCAGGGAGUGAACCUGUGGGGAGAGCGCCUAACGUCCGACUGCGAGGAAAACUGCCUCGACGCUCGCCCAGCUUCGAUGAGGAUAGUAUUGGCAGCGCUUUGAGCCUGCAAGAAAGAAACCUGCAGGAGCUGCCCUGGGAGGAGACUGAGCUCGGGCUGGAUGAGGACAUGGAGCCAGAGAACAAUCCUCUGGAGACUUUCCUGGCCUCUCAGAGUCUCAGUGAGUUCAUGCCCAUAUUCAGGAGGGAGAAGAUCGACCUGGAGGCUCUGCUGCUAUGCUCUGAUACAGACCUCACCAGUAUCCACAUCCCUCUAGGGCCCAGGAAAAAACUGCUGGAUGCCUGUAAGAGACGUUUGGAUACUCUGGAUGAACCAGAGGCCAUUGAAGACACUGAGCUGUGAAGCUCAGUAUCGCCCAUGUGUCUGAAAUCAGGACCACAGCUCUGUGAAUUGAAUGCAAUUCGCCGCUCGAAAUACAAAAUAGCAAAAAGAAAAUAUUUUGUGCAGUAUUAAUGAAAUGUUCGAGCUUUUAAUGAGAGCAGUUCUCUAAGUUGUGCAAUUUUUCUUUAGAUUUUCACCUCAGAUCAACCUGAGCAGAAAACAGCAUUUUUAUGACUGAACAGCACCAUCUAGUGGUGACUUAUCAUAUAAACUUAAAAUUUAAAUCUAGGGGCCUGUAAGAAAUGUUAGUUAGUGGCAUUACACGUUACAGUUAUACAUAAUUUUAUUUCACCUAAUUAUUCAUGUAAUUAAACUUGUAAUAAGAUGUAUAUGGCAGUGAUGCUGUACAGUCGGUGGAGUAGUGACAAUUUCACGGGAAAGCUGCGACACUUGUAUGUACCUAAACCUCAACCCUAAUAUGUGUUUUUUUUUUUGUUGUACACUUUUCUUACGUUUAAAUAUUAUUAUACCUCGUGGCACAUAUGCAGUGGUGACUGAACGGUAUGUUUGUGAUGUAUGAGUGUAGCCGCAGACGGAGUGACAAACAGUGUCGCAACAGUAAAACAAUGAGGUGUCAGAGCGAGGUUAUGCGAGUGCUAGAUAACGCCGCUAUCUCAGGUUACUGCAGGAGCUAUUUGGUUACGCUGAAGGUCUGCUGCCGGCUGCGCUCCACAGUACGACUGUGCAUGAAUGUACCUUUUUAUGUUGGCAAAGAACUUUUUGUAAUGAUGCACUCACAAACGUUAUUAUCUUUUCUUAAAAUAAAG
Molecule: messenger RNA, 2485 nt
Organism: Oreochromis niloticus (Nile tilapia)
Lineage: Eukaryota; Metazoa; Chordata; Actinopteri; Cichliformes; Cichlidae
Gene: ush1gb
Product: Usher syndrome 1Gb (autosomal recessive)
Exons: 4
Coding region: 276-1679 (467 amino acids)
Biological process (GO): equilibrioception; sensory perception of sound; sensory perception of light stimulus
Molecular function (GO): protein binding
Source: RefSeq, a predicted model, not a curated record